AUGCCCCGGGAGCGCGGCCCCUUCGUGCCUCAGCCCCCCCCCCCCCCCCCCCGGCUGCCCUCGGCCCGGCUCUGCCCCCGGCUGACGCACAUCCUCCGCCUACGGCCCCGCCGCUUCCCGGCUCCGCCGCCCACGGGCCGGGGGGGGGGGGAGCCCGCCCGAGCCCGCUCCCCGCCUACGGGCGCCCGCUGCCCACGGGGCCCGGACCCGCUCGAGGCUGCGGGAGCCCCGCGCUUCGCCCCCUCCCCUCCGUGGGCCGUGAACGGGGGCACGGAGCCCCCGGACCCGGUCCGGCCCCGCACGCUGCCCGGCGGAGCGGCGGAAGGUGGCGGCGCGGCCGCGGCGGGAGGGAUGAAACCGGCUCCGGGACGGCGGCGGCUGCCGUGGGGCGCGUUGGUGCCGGUGCUGCUGCUGCUGCUGCUGGUGGGGACCGCAGGUACGCGGGGACCGGGGGGCGCUGCGGCCCGGAACGGGAGCGGGGCACGGGCCCUCUCGUUCGCCACCUCCGGAGCGGGGCUGACACCGGGGGAUGCGCUGCCCGCUCCGUCCCUCCUUGCAGAUGCCGGGGCGCCGCCGGUGAUCUCGCUCCUGGAGGGCCGCGUGUACCAUGAGUCGUCCCCGCAUCACUUCUGCUACACCAACACGCACAAGCCGCGGUGGCACGAGAUCUGGACCAGGAUGCAGAUCCGGGUGAACAGCAGCCGCAUGAUCCGGGUCACCCAAGUGGGCAGCGAGGAGGAGCUGGGCGAGUCGAGCGUGUGGAGUUUCCUUUCGUCCUUCCUAAAGGAGAAGCUGAACGACACCAGCAUCGACGUGGACCUCUACAGCAAGAAAACCUGCCUCAAGGUGGAGCUGCUGGAGGACGGCACCGUGUACUGCGUCGUCCUCUUCCGACGCUUCGACCCGAAGCUGUUCCUGGUGUUCUUCCUGGGCCUGUUGCUGUUCUUCUGUGGGGACGUGCUGAGCAGGAGCCAACUCUUCUUCUACUCAGCCGGGAUCAGCUUUGGCUUGCUGGCUUCAUUGCUCAUCCUCAUCUACAUGGUCUCCAAGGUCCUGCCCAAGAAGAACCAUGUUUACUUGCUGCUGGUGGGGGGCUGGUCCUUCUCCCUGUACCUGCUUCAGCUGAUCUUCAAGAACCUACGGGAGAUCUGCAGGACCUACUGGCAGUACCUGCUGGGUUACCUGCUCCUCAUGGGCUUCGUGAGCUUCGGCAUCUGCUACCGCUACGGCCCAUUGGAGAAUGAGCGCAGCAUCAACCUCCUCUCCUGGGCCCUGCAGCUCCUGGGCCUCUUACUGAUGUACUCAGGCAUCCAGAUCCACCCCAUCGCCUUGGCCCUGGUGGUCCUUGCCUUCUGCACCAAGAACCUGGAAUACCCAUUGCACUGGGCUUUCGCUGCCUACAGGAGGCUGCAGGGAGCCUGGCUCGGGCCGAGCCCCCCACGCCUGCUCACGGAGGAGGAAUUCCGGCUCCAGGGCGAGGUGGAGACCCGCAGGGCCCUCGAGGAGCUUCGGAGCUACUGCAGGAGCCCGGAUUUCUCUGCCUGGACAGCGGUGUCCCGCAUCCAGGCGCCCAAGAGGUUUGCUGACUUUGUGGGCGGUGCCUGUCACGUCACCCGCGACGAGGUCUCUGUCCACGAGCGCGAGUACGGCCUCGGUGGCAUCUUCCUUGAGGACCAGCUCUUCGAUGAGGAGGAGGAGGAUGAAGAUGAAGACGAUGAUGAUGAUGAUGCCUCCCUUGCCAGGAAUCACACCUGUAACUCCCUGCCCUCCAACCACCUGGAUGCUCAUUGAGGUUGGCUGCCCUGCACGGAGGUGAGGGGCAGAACUGCCGCUGCUGCCCCGUUGGAGCCCCUCUUCCCACGCCAGCGCCUCCGGGCUCUGCUGGGAGCCUCCCUGGCUAUGGGGUGGGGACGGAGCGAAAGCGCUGUCUCGUGGGAGGGUGCCUGGGAGGGUUGAGGUGCAUGAGGGGACCUUCGGACCGGGCCCUGCGUGCUCAGCCCGUGCCCGCAGCCAGGCUGCUGCCGGGAGCGCCCUGCUCCUCCUCUUACCAAAGACACCGGCGGGCUCUGGCUGGGAUCUGCCUCUGCCUUGUCUUAAACUCCCUGUGGAUACCAAAAAGCCCCCGAUGGAGACGUGGCUCAGCUCCGGCGCUCGGGAGGAGCCCCGGAGCCUUCGCGGUGCCCUGCUCCCCGCUGCUGCUGUGUCCUGGCAGAGGCCGGGAGCAGCCUCCUUCAUCCCCUCGCCUCGUGCUGCGUGGGCUGAGGAGGAGUGUGGAUGUGCUUCCUCCCCUGCCCACCUUGCUGCAGCGGGGUGCUGGCACCUCGCUGUGCCAUUGAAGCUUUUCCCCAGUGUUACGUGGGGCCAUCCCCAUUGCUGCGCUCCCUCCUGGCUCUGGCAGAGUUGGAGGGGACACCCCAUCUAUGCAAUCACAGCAGCCCCGUGAGGACCCUUGCUAAGCAAUAACCCUGCCCCUAUGGCUGCUGCUCCCCUGGCCUUGCCUUGCUUUUCCUUCCCUUCCCCUGCUGGUGUGAGCCCCCUCUCUUGCUGCAUCCCUCUGCGUGACUGAUGACUGGUUAUAUUUGUAAUAAAGAUGUAUUUUGUAGCUU
Pezoporus flaviventris is the source of this 2606-nucleotide messenger RNA. It is a transcript of the gene NEMP1, whose product is annotated as nuclear envelope integral membrane protein 1. The coding region runs from base 1 to 1791 and encodes 596 amino acids. The transcript has 10 exons. The record is from RefSeq and is a predicted model, not a curated record. Lineage: Eukaryota; Metazoa; Chordata; Aves; Psittaciformes; Psittacidae. Gene Ontology annotation, cellular component: nuclear envelope.